UGGAAAAUCUUAUUGUCUUGUACUUCCUAUAAUGGAGAUGGAGCGCAUGACCGAGUUUCCUCAUACCCACAUAGAUAGGCGACCCCCGAAGAGAGCGCAUAUGGGCUGGGACGUUUUUCCUUAGCUCCCAAAGAAUCCUCUUGAUUGUGACUUUUUUCAUUGGGUUGAUCCCGAAAUGUGCAAAUAUGGAUUAAAUUUAAGAGUAAUGAAUCGGCUGAAGGAGAAAGAAGAGGGAAUGAAAGGUUGAAGAAAUAAUGGAUAAAGAACUGAAAAAAUGCAAGAUGAACAUGGAGAGUCAAUCUGCUUAAUUUCGGCUGCAGUUAGAGCCCCUACCAAAACAGGGAGAAGAUGUACCAAACAAGUGAGAAGCUGAAUCAAUCUGCCUUAGUUUUUGUUGUUUUAUUAGCUAUUUUUUGUUAUGAAUUUUUGUUAGUACAAGAUAUUUAUGAGCUAAAGUUGCCAAUUUUGUGUUUCCAUACAAUGAAUGCAAAAGGUGAAUGGAUUCCCAUUUUUAUGUUUCCAUUUAAUGAGUGCAUUAUGUUACUGGGGCUGUACAAUCCAAUCUGGUACACAGGCUUCUGGUGCUUUUGCUAUUGCUUCUCCACAUUUGCUUGUAGAAUCAAUGGAAACAGUCAAAUUUGAUUCAGCCAAGAAGUCAGUAUCCCUUCUCUUUAUAUGUUUAGAAAUACAUUAGUUUGGCUAAACUUUCCAUGGAAGAUACUUUUAUGUUUAGACAUACAUUAGUUUGUCAUCCAUUGUUAUUUCUAAGCUGAUUAUUUAAAAAAACUUGCUCCACCCUUGUGCACCAUAGGACAAAAUUCCAAAAGAUCAUAAGUAAUUAUCUGGUAUACAGAAAAGUCCAUGAAUCAAGGUUUAAAAUAUUUUAAGAAAUCUAUGAAUCACAAAAGUGCUUGAAUAAAGUUGUAUCAAAUCACAAAAGUGAAUCACUUUUAAACCUUGAUAAUGGGCAUAAAAAUAAUUAGAUGGGUUUAGAAGAUGGUCCUUGAACUUUAGAAGAUAUUAUCAUUUUUAAAAACUUUUUUUUAACAAAGUAGUAAAUCACAAGAAUCAAAUUUACAUUUAGCUUAAUUUUUUUUCCCACUCCUUAUCAUAUUCUACUUUAUUUCACUUUUCUUGGUGUUUCUUCCCUGCAGAGACUUGUCACCAAGUAAUGGCAAAAAACACACAGAAUCCCGAGUCGGAAAUUUCGCCGAACGAAUUAUUAGCUCCAUAAGACAUAAAACUUACGGGUCAUGGUACUUUGCAUGUCUGCCACGUGACAGACAUAUGAAUUUAUACUUGUCAAAUUGCCACCAGUUUCCCGUUAUGUAUUGAGCACGCGAAGUGGCACCUGGAACCGCUGUGAAAACCAAGGCAACCCUUGCCCAAUUCAAAAAAACUGAAAGAAAACCAUCUAUAACUACAACUCCCCAUCGAUCUAUUUUUCCUUCCUUCUCCAGUCCCUUCUCAUCUUCUUCGGCAAAGCUCUCUUUCUAUCUUUUUCACUGAUAUCACCAUGGCCUCUCUCAAACUUGGCUUCUUCCUCUUUGUGCUCGUACACGGCUUUGUUUUGCUUUCUCACCCAGUGCACUGUGAUGAGGAGGAAGACAAUCUUCUUCAGGGCAUCAACAGUUUCCGGCACUCGGCGAAUCUUCUGGCCCUGUCAAAGAAUGGCAAGGCAGACUGCCUUGCCGACGAAAUCGCUGACGAAUUAGAGGACGAGCCUUGCUCGAGCACCACCAACGGGGCCAGCAUUGUUCCAAGCACCACCACCAUAAUUCCCGACCUCCCGAAGCACUUAAAGAAGUGCAAAAUCAACGUCAACAGCACGGCAGAAGGGAUCAUACUGCCUGUUUGCGUGCCCAAGUUGAUUCCAACUCUGGUGCUUACAAACUACACACACUCCCCAUAUGCAAAGUAUCUGAAUAGUUCGAAGUACACUGGAGUUGGGGUGGGUUCUGAGGAUGAUUGGAUGGUGGUGGUUUUGAGCACAGACACUGUGGGUGGAAGUUUUGCUGGUGCUGUCUCUUUGGUUUCGAAUGUCGGUUUGGGUCAUUGCCUAGUGUCUUUGUGGUUGUUUUUCGUUUUGGUGGGCUAAAUUGCUCGUUAACUUGUCUCCCUCACAUGCCUUGCAUGGUAUAUGUUCAUGUAGUUUCUGGUUGUGUAAAUUUGUUAAACAUCUGAUGAUCGUAAUGGGUACUAUUUUUCUUAUGAGACGUUCA
Molecule: messenger RNA, 2222 nt
Organism: Corylus avellana
Lineage: Eukaryota; Viridiplantae; Streptophyta; Magnoliopsida; Fagales; Betulaceae
Source: RefSeq, a predicted model, not a curated record